AUGAAACGUGCAAUAGAAGAUGGCAUGCAUCAAGUAUACUACAGAGGACACAAGGUGCAAUAUCAGAAACCUACCGUUUCGCUGGCUCACGCUACACUCCGGAAAACCGUCUGCGGAAUCACGCCACGCCACGUUCCUCGACAUCACGACAACCCAGCCUGGGCGGCCCCUCAAUACGGCGUGGAUGUGGACGACGAGGAUGAGAAAAAUUCCAUCCACAGCUUUAUGGUAGCUUGCACCGCAGCCAGCAGUUUGCCUUGA
Messenger RNA from Ustilaginoidea virens, 261 nucleotides. RefSeq lists its product as uncharacterized. The record is from RefSeq and is a predicted model, not a curated record. The transcript has a single exon. Bases 1 to 261 code for a protein of 86 amino acids. Lineage: Eukaryota; Fungi; Ascomycota; Sordariomycetes; Hypocreales; Clavicipitaceae.